AAGGGAUAAUUGAAACAUAAGUAAUUACAAAAUACGUACCCAGAUGCUUUUAGGCGAUACGUGAAUGUUAUUGUUUUAUUUUAUGCACGUUUAGUCCUUUAUUUCGUCGUCAAAAAAAAAACACCCGCCACACAUAACGGUUUUUGUUUUUGUAAUUUCAUCCCCUCAGGUUGGUAUGCAUUUUUCCGUCCGACUUGAAACUUCUCAGAGCGUCCUUGUUGUUUGCCAGUUGUUUGUGGUUGUUUUUUAGGAAAAAAACCACAAAUAGUGGUGAAAAAGUGUGCAAAAUGAGUAAACACGAGAUACCGGUAUCACCUAUCCAGGUGUACGUCAGGCAGAGACCUCUCACGGCGUGCGAAAUUAAAGCCAAAAGGCAUAGCAUUAUUAAAGGCAUGAAUCAGAACGAGCUCUUUCUUGAAUACGCGUCUUUUGCGAAAAAGUACAGUUUUGAUCGAGUUUUUGGGGGUGGUGCAUCGCAAGAGGAGGUUUACGAUGUCGUGGUGCGCCCCCUGGUUGACUCAAUGUUGUUAGGGAACACUUGCAGUCUUUUCGCGUUUGGACCAAGUAAAACCGGCAAAUCCUACACUCAGCUGGGGCCCCACUUGAGCCCCACGGUUGAUCUCGUUAACGACCCGUUUGUUGGGAUGAUCCCAAGGGCUGCUGUUGAUAUUCUCGAUAAGCUGUCUCAGUUAGGGGUUGAGUGUGUCGUUACUGCAUCCUUUGUUGAGUUAUACAAUGAAGAAAUCCGUGACCUUGUGGUUAAUGACAAUUCUGGCUUGAGCGUCCAUGAUGAUCCGAAUUACAAGGGGGUGACACGUGUUAAGGGUGUGACGGAGAUUCGAGUAAAAAAUUGCACUGAACUGUUUGAAAUGUUAAUGGUUGGAGCGAAUAAUCGUAGCGAGCCAAGUUUACAUUGUCACACAAUUUUCACCAUUGGUGUUACGAUUUUCGAAUCAUUUAAGGGUGAAAAGAUAGUUAAAACUGGCCGAAUUCACUUGAUUGAUUUAGCUGGAAGUAAUUUCCUUGCAUCGUGUGGUGCGUUAGUCAUUAAUAAGGCGCUUCAAACUUUCAAAACAGUGAUUCAAGCCCUCGCUUCUGAAUCUAAACAUGUUCCCAUGAGAGACUCAAAACUGACCCGAGUUUUGCAAGACUGCCUCAACGGCAAAGGCAAUACUUCGAUUAUUGCAACAAUUUCACCCUGUAGUGACGCAUUUGAAGACACAGUCACUACUUUGGACUACGUGCAAAUGGCGCGAGGCGUCUCCACUAACCCGGUCCCCAACGUAAUAAACAUACGCAGAGAUGAUGAAGUGAAGAAUUUAGAAGACGAAGUUAGUUCUCUACGCCGGGAUUUAGGCACAGCCGGGUCUUUCAGAGCGGAGAUCGAAAACUACGCAAAGUUGAUGGAACUUAAAGUAAACCAUGAAAAAGCCGUCGCACUUACGGCGGAAAUAACAAAAUUAGAGGGCGUAUGUGAGCACCAAAAGUAUUAUCCUGAUACCGGAGAGUUGGCGCAAGAAACAACCCAAAAAUGUGAACCCCAGGCCGAGGCAAAGAAUGCGGAAAUUGCCACAGAAAUGGUCCACGUUUCUUUCGAAGCCUUGAGCGGGGUUGAGUUCGCUGUCGAACUCUUCCAAAACGAUGAGAGAUCGAAUUUGUCUGAUAUAGCCACAAAUAAUGAGAAGGUUAGAGAGGUCACAUUUAUGAAUUUGGGACGCUUGAGGACUAUCCUAAGCAAUGUUUGCGCAUUUGCCGAUUCGCUAAAAUGCACGUUGGACUCUUUGUUGAGCGCGUCGGAGUUCACCGAAACUAGCGCCAGGGCGAAUUUAACGACCAUGCAUAUCGAGAAUCAUUCAAUCUUGGCUGAUAAUUAUCACAGAGUGAAAGCAACUCUGUGCAAACUUCAAGGUUAUAUAGAAUCUACCAAAACAUCAUUGGCGGAGGCAACGUUUCAGUAUGAGGACGAUGUCGGGAUGCAGUACUCCUUACUGAGCGACAUGUACGAGAGAUUCUACACGCUACUGACUAAUUUACAUGCAACCAUGCAAAAACGUUACUUGCGAAUUCAACAUUUAAUGAGCCUCAGUAAUCAAAGACUGCUAUUGUUGGACAAGAUAACUAAGAAUUUUCUUAACACCCAAGAGGAUUUGACUUUGGAAUUGGAGACCAUGUGCUACAUAAGGGGGUAUGCUGGUCAACUGACCGAAUUGUUGCAGGAAAAAGCUCCAGGAAUCGACAAUAAGUUAAUUACGCUUUUUACUAAGUUCAAUCAGGAGACUGCACAUCUUCAUUUGAUUUCGCUUCAGAGAAGAUUUGAGGCGGCUAAAGAAGAAAUUCAGCAAAGCCAAACAGUUUGCUUGGAGGAAGUUGCUCAAAAUCACAGCCGACAUCAAGACUACUUUCGUAGUUUCUUUGAUGCUAUUAGAAGAGGUGUAGCGACUCAUAAUGAGGGAGUUGUUGCGACCAGGGAUGGUUUGUCAUUUGAAGCUUACAUGAUGGUAAGCCAUCAAUAUAAUAUGACUGUGGACCGCACCUCACAGAUCUCAAACUCACUUGAUGACAUGUUCUCGAACGCAAAGGAUUUAACUUCGGAGAUGGAAGAUAUUUCUACUGAAACCGUUGCUAAACUCAAACAGUUGUCAGAAAAAGUUACGGUUAAUUCUCCGAAAGAAAAGAAAGAAGUUAAGAAGACUCUCCUGCAGGAGAAGCAAGAUAAUUCAAACGAGCCACCGAAUGAAAAUCAGUAAUCCGUACUGAUUUAAUCGUUCUGCUAGUUUUAGGUUGUUACGUUACUUUUUUUUUAUUUAUUUGUAAUGAAACAAGUUUUGCUGUUUGUGUUUGCAAAACUUGCUAGUCGAAUUGGUGAAGUUAUAACUCUCACCAAUAGUACUCAAAGAGUAUUAGAAGUUCUUACCGGAGAACUUUCGCCUUUUGAUAUUUAUGUGCAAUGAAACGAUUUUGCUAAGACUAGAUACAUUUCAGUCAAGGUAAAAAAGUGAUGGUAGUUUCGCUGAUUGGUCUAAAGCUUUAAACGAUACCUAGUCAAAUGUUUCACUGUGCAAACCUUAGUAUUAUAUUGUUUUUGGUGUUAAUGUUCCUUCUUGCAAUGUUCCGUAUGUUUUUUUAAAACAUACCAAUUAAACCAAAGUUGAAAAUGUGUUAAAUAUAGCUUUGCCGCUUGUUUCGCAAGCUAUAAAUCCUAACUAGUCUAACUAGAAGUUGAAAAUGUUACCAUUAUAUUUGAAUUUCUUAAUAUUAUAUUGUUCAUGAUGUUCUGUUCCAUGUUUGUAAUGUUCUGAUUGUGUUUGGACUUACAAAUAAACUUAAAAAAAACAUUUUUUUU
Molecule: messenger RNA, 3343 nt
Organism: Tribolium castaneum (red flour beetle)
Lineage: Eukaryota; Metazoa; Arthropoda; Insecta; Coleoptera; Tenebrionidae
Product: kinesin 5A
Exons: 6
Coding region: 288-2747 (819 amino acids)
Biological process (GO): spindle elongation; microtubule-based movement; mitotic spindle assembly
Cellular component (GO): spindle microtubule; mitotic spindle; nucleus
Molecular function (GO): microtubule binding; plus-end-directed microtubule motor activity; ATP binding
Source: RefSeq, a predicted model, not a curated record